AGCUGCCCAAGACCCUGACUGACAUGUACUCACACUUCCUGCUGGUUCAGAUAAAGAAAAAAGACAAUUACCAUGAUGGGAAAGAGAUGAGGCGACAAGAGCUCACCAGUGCUGACAGGGAAGUUCUUUUGAAACUGGGGAGGCUAGCAUUUGAACAUCUGCAGAAAAAGAACAUCCUGUUCUACCAAGAAGACUUGGAGCAGUGUGGUCUGGAUGUCACAGAGGCCUCAGUUUACUCUGGAGUUUGUACAGAGAUCUUCAGAAGAGAGUCUGUGAUCUUCCAGAAACCAGUUUACUGCUUUGUUCAUCUGAGCAUUCAAGAGUUUCUGGCUGCAGUCUACAUGUUCCACUGUUACACCAACAGGAAGACAGAGGAGCUGAAGGACUUCUUUAGUGAGGACAUCUCCUCUCUGGACGAUUUUCUGAGCAGAGCCAUGGAAGAAUUCUUGCUUAUUCCAAAUAGCCACCUGGAACUGUUUGUUCGCUUCCUUCAUGGCCUCUCUAUGAAAUCCAACCAGAGACUCUUAGGAGGUCUGCUGGGUCAGACAGAGAGCAGUCCAGAAAUCAUCCAGAGAGCCAUCAAAAACCUUAAGCAGAUUAAAAUUGAUGACAAGUGUCCUGAUAGAUGCAUAAACAUUUUCCACUGUCUGAUGGAGAUGAAGGACCUUUCAGUACAUCAGGAGAUUCAAGAGUUCCUAAAGUCACAAAACAAGUCAAAGAAGAAACUCUCUGGAAUUCAGUGCACAGCUCUGGCACAUAUGCUGCAGAUGUCAGAGGAGGUUUUGGAUGAGCUUGAUCUGGAGAAGUACAACACAUCACAGGAGGGACGAUGGAGACUGAUUCCAGCUAUGGUUAACUGCAGAAAGGCUCGACUUUAUGAUGUUUUUGUCUUUGGGCUUUCCUGUGGAGCUUUGGCCUUAGCUCUGACGUCAGACCCAUCCCAUCUGAGAGAGCUGCGCCUGAGUUCAGUCAGCCUGGAGAAAUAUGCAGAAGAACUUUUUACUCAUCUGGGACAUCCAAACUGUAGACUGGAGACACUCAGCUUUGAGAACAGCACUUUGUCAGAGAACAACUGUGCUGCUCUGCUCAGUGCUCUGAAGUCCAACCCUCCAUAUCUGAAACGUCUGGAUCUAAUAAGAUGCAACCUGGAGGGCUCAGGGAUGAAACAGCUGUAUGGUUACCUGGAGAGUCCACACUGUAAACUACAGUUUAACAGAGUGACUUUGGUUUAGAUGCUGUUCUGUGAUCAAGACAUACAGUGGUACUUGCAGAGUGACUGUGAAAAAAAAUCAGUGGUCAAAGUGUGGCUCUCCCCAAACUUCCUGAAUCUGUUCCAGUACAAAGACACAAAUCUUUGAUCUUGUGUACAAAGGAGAAGUACUGACAACAUGGUCAGGCUGCUAGCAGCCUGACUCGUGCCUCCUUCUAUGAGCAGCCACUAGGCCCAGGACCCUCCUGCUCCACCAGGCCCAGGAUCCACCAGCAGCCACCAGGCCCAGGAUCCACCAGCAGCCACCAGGCCCAGGAUCCUCCAGCAGCUGCUAGGCCCAGGAUCCUCCAGCAGCUGCUAGGCCCAGGGCCCUCCUGCUCCACCAGGCCUAGGAUCCACCAGAAGCCACCAGGCCCAGGAUCCUCCAGCAGCCACUAGGCCCAGGAUCCUCCAGCAGCUGCUAGGCCCAGGAUCCUCCUGCUCCACCAGGCCCAGGAUCCUCCAGCAGCCACUCGGCCCAGGAUCCUCCAGCAGCCGCUAGGCCCAGGAUCCUCCAGCAGCUGCUAGGCCCAGGAUCCUCCUGCUCCACCAGGCCCGGGAUCCUCCAGCAACCGCUGGGCCCAGGCUCCUCUAGCAAGGCACCAACAAGUAAAUCGACAGUGACUUCAACGGGCCAUCACAAGGUAAUACCAAUCUCACCAUUUUCAAAAUGCCGCCUAAAAAAGCAAACCCAGGAGUUGAAGAGGAGUUGGAGGAGAUUAGGAAAUCACUUAAUUUCAUGUCUGAUGAACUGAGCAAAGUGGCUAAACAACAAGGUAUGCUACAUGACCUAAUGGAUGAAAUAAAACAACUAAAAAACUUGAUAAAGGAGAAGGACAAGAAAAUAGACGACUUGGAACGGCGACUCGAGGAUCUUGAACAGUACACAAGAAUGGAUGACUUAGUCAUAAGUGGACUGGAGACGCAACACCGAACCUAUGCCUGAGUAACAGCUAGCGGAGGUAAAGACGGUGAAGAUGCCCCGGUUGAGGAGCUGCAAACGCUUGAACAGCAAGUGAUAAAAUUCCUUCAAACGAAGAAUGUAAGUAUUCAGAGCCAUCAUAUCGCAGCAUGCCACACGCUCCCCAGAAAAGACAGUAAAACAAAGCCAGCAAUUAUUCUUCGGUUUGUGAGUCGCAAAACAAAGAUUGAGUUACUGAAACAGGGUAAGAAGCUAAAAGGGACCGGUGUGUAUUUAAAUGAACAUUUAACGAAAAAGACUGCUGAAAUUGCAAGACAGGCACGCAGCCUGAGAAAACAAAAUAAGAUACAAGCGACAUGGACAAGGAACUGCAAAGUAAUGAUAAGACUAAAUGGCACUCCAGAAGAAGCGAAAGUUGUGAUGAUAAGAGAACUCAAAGACUUGGAGCAAUAUAAAUAAUCAGGAAUCUGCUAUGGAAUCUAUUGGAAAAGUGACGACUGGAUAAUGAACAAUGGGUAUGGAAAGUGUUUCUGGCCUUAUGGCUCAAAAAACAAUGGGAAAAACAACAACAAAAACACAUAAAUGACAAGUUUGGACACAGAUUAUAGGUUUCCAUUCAGAGAUAUUGAAGAGGAAGACUUUGAUUAUGAGAAGGACUGUCAAGGAGGUUAUUUUGCCACACACGCUGAGAAGAUGAACUUCAAAAUGUUUAACUAUGCAGAGCACAACAUGCAUGACCCUGAAACUAACAUUGACCCAGAUAAUUACUUCUACAAUAACAAUAAUAGUACUUGUGAGUACUAUACAGAUGACCAAUUUAAUAUGAAUAUUAAAAUGGCAAAUGCAUUGUCAGUCAUACAUUUCAAUAGUAGAAGCCUGUAUAAAAAUUUCUCUAAAAUUACGGAAUGUUUAAGUAAGUUAAAAAAGUUUAAUAUAAUUGCAAUAUCAGAAACAUGGCUCGAUAAUGAGAAAGUUAGUGAAAUGGGACUGGAAGGAUACGAAUUAUUUACAAUGAACAGGGUGAAUAAAAAAGGAGGCGGUGUCGCUUUAUAUGUAGAUAAAGUUUUGAAAUGUAGUCUGAUUGAAUGUAUGUCAAGCACCAUAGACGACGUAUUGGAAUGUGUUACUAUUGAAAUCCAUGUUGAAAAAGCUAGCAAUAUAAUUAUAAGUUGCAUCUAUAGGACACCAGGAUCAUGCCUUGACACAUUCAAUGAAAAACUUGCUGCUAUGUUUAGCAACCUAAAUGAUAAAAAAGUGCAAAUAAUUUGUGGUGAUUUUAAUAUA
Molecule: messenger RNA, 3455 nt
Organism: Oreochromis niloticus (Nile tilapia)
Lineage: Eukaryota; Metazoa; Chordata; Actinopteri; Cichliformes; Cichlidae
Product: NLR family CARD domain-containing protein 3-like
Exons: 5
Coding region: 24-1232 (402 amino acids)
Source: RefSeq, a predicted model, not a curated record